AUGGCGUCAGUCCAGCCGUCCACGGAGACGACGCAGCCAGCAGGGCCGCCUGCCAACGAUUCUAAUUCUCCCGCCAGGGACGAUGGCAGCAGGAGCGCCGAGGAGAAGGCAGCGAUCGACAACUGGCUCCCCAUCAACGCGUCGAGGAACGCCAAGUGGUGGUACUCCGCCUUCCACAACGUCACCGCCAUGGUCGGCGCCGGCGUGCUCGGCCUUCCCUACGCCAUGUCCGAGCUCGGCUGGGGCGCUGGCGUCACGAUUAUGCUCUUGUCAUGGAUCAUCACGCUGUACACGCUGUGGCAGAUGGUGGAGAUGCACGAGAUGGUCCCCGGAAAGCGGUUCGACCGGUACCACGAGCUCGGGCAGCACGCGUUCGGCGAGCGGCUGGGCCUCUGGAUCGUCGUGCCGCAGCAGCUCGUCGUCGAGGUGGGCGUCAACAUCGUCUACAUGGUCACCGGCGGCACCUCGCUGAAGAAGUUCCACGACACGGUCUGCGAGAGCUGCAAGCAACUCAAGCUCACCUACUUCAUCAUGAUCUUCGCCUCCGUCCACUUCGUGCUCUCUCAGCUCCCCAACUUCAACUCCAUCUCCGGCGUGUCCCUUGCCGCCGCCGUCAUGUCGCUCAGCUACUCCACCAUCGCGUGGGGCGCGUCGGUGGACAAGGGGAAGGUGGCGGACGUGGACUACGGGAUGCGGGCGACGACGACGACAGGGAAGGUGUUCGGCUUCUUGGGAGCGCUAGGGACCGUGGCGUUCGCCUACGCCGGGCACAACGUGGUGCUGGAGAUCCAGGCCACUAUCCCGUCGACGCCGGAGAAGCCGUCCAAGAAGCCGAUGUGGAAGGGCGUCGUCGUCGCCUACAUCGUCGUCGCGCUGUGCUACUUCCCUGUCUCAUUCGUCGGUUACUGGGCCUUUGGCAAAACUGUUGACAGCGACAUCCUCGUCACGCUCUCCAGGCCCAAGUGGCUCAUCGCCCUCGCCAACAUGAUGGUCGUCAUCCAUGUCAUUGGCAGCUACCAGAUUUAUGCGAUGCCGGUGUUCGACAUGAUGGAGACGGUGCUGGUGAAGAAGCUGCGGUUCCCUCCAGGCCUGACGCUCCGUCUGAUUGCCCGUACCGUCUAUGUUGCGUUCACAAUGUUCAUAGCCAUCACCUUUCCCUUUUUCGAUGGAUUGCUCAGUUUCUUCGGUGGAUUCGCGUUUGCGCCGACAACUUAUUUCCUUCCCUGCAUCAUGUGGCUCGCAAUCUACAAGCCCAAAAGGUUCAGCCUCUCAUGGUUCGCCAAUUGGAUCUGCAUUAUACUUGGAGUGCUUCUGAUGGUACUGGCGCCGAUUGGAGGACUCCGGAAUAUCAUUAUUAGCGCCAAGACAUACCAUUUCUACCAGUAA
Molecule: messenger RNA, 1386 nt
Organism: Miscanthus lutarioriparius
Lineage: Eukaryota; Viridiplantae; Streptophyta; Magnoliopsida; Poales; Poaceae
Source: the annotation of a GenBank genome assembly